Lodderomyces parapsilosis is the source of this 1413-nucleotide messenger RNA. It is a transcript of the gene STE50, whose product is annotated as Ste50p. The record is from RefSeq and is a predicted model, not a curated record. NCBI's taxonomy places the organism in Eukaryota, Fungi, Ascomycota, Pichiomycetes, Serinales, Debaryomycetaceae. Gene Ontology annotation, biological process: signal transduction. The transcript has a single exon. The coding region runs from base 1 to 1413 and encodes 470 amino acids. Gene Ontology annotation, molecular function: protein binding.
AUGAGUACACUUAGCUUCAAUGAUUCGUUUUUGAAAUGGGAUGCUGCUCAAGUGUCCACCUUCAUCAAUAUGGUUACUAAAGAUCUAGAUAGACAGUAUGGAUCGUUGUUUUUGGACAACAACAUAGACGGAUCAUUGUUGCCAUUUUUAUCAACUGAACACUUGAAAGAACUAGGCAUUGACACGUUAAAGAUGCGCCUAUUGAUUAAGAAAAGUAUUAGCGAAUUAAUUGUGGAUCACUACAAGAAGAACCCUCCACAAUCGAUUUACGAUCCGGAGUAUGCUUUGAAUAACAUCAGCAUAGAUAGCAAUCAAAUAUCACUAGAGAGUUUAAAGGUAUCGGCAGUAUUGGUCCAGGAUCUGAUAAGAAAGUUCAAUAGAGAGUCACGGGGCCAACAACAACUCGAGCUGCCUCUUUCACCAACUCAACACGAAAUCAAAAGAUUAAACGACAACUUCAAAAAAUUGAAAACGGACUUGAUACCGGUGAUUAGACUACUCAAAGACUCUAAGCCACUACCAACGCCAACAUUAGAUCCAGGUUCAACAGCCGCUUUGGACUCUCCGACUUUCUCCCCUCUGCAUCUGAUUGAUGAGAAGGAUAAGAAUGAUUCUCGACCAGGAAGUGGUUACAUUAGCGAUCCAAAUCGACUUUCUGCUGGAGAUACACUGAGUCCGACUUCACAACGAUUCUCGUCGGGAAGCAUAUUAUCCAUGGGUACGGGUCAGAUCAUUUCUCAAUUAGUUUCCAAAGUUGUUGAUGAUAAAUCCCAUGAGUUUAAGUUGCAAAAAGUAGGCUCGCAAAGGCAUAAGUCAGGUCACCAUGGCAGUUCUCUGAGUAAAUUGAGACCCACAUUAGUGGAAAAUACUUCAUCGGGAUCAACAGUUACAGUAAACACUGACCAACAAAGGGCACAGACACAGCAACAACAACAACCAGUCACUGGGCAGUUGAAGUCACCGUUGCAUCAAUCGCAAACAGCUCGUGGUCAACAACAGUCAAGUCAGAUACAGCCGCAUACACAUCCACAUACUCAGCAACAGCAGCAGCAGCAGCAGCAACCGGCCCCUCUUACUCAGCCACACGCAUCGAGAUCACAUUCCGGGAAUGAACCACUCAAGCAAUUACGCGCAUCAACUGAUGACUCAUGUUUGAAAAUUCUACAACAUGCAAUGAAGCGCCACCACAUACCUCGUGAAGACUGGUCAAAGUAUGUUCUCGUGAUUUGCUACGGUGAUAAAGAAAGGAUUUUAAAACUAGCAGAAAAACCUGUUGUGGUAUACAAGGAGUUACAAGAGCUAGGGAAGCAUCCAGCAAUAAUGUUGAGGCAACUAGCUGAUGUUCCCGCAUCUGAGCCCGAAGAAUACGAAGGCUCAAGAAUAAGUUCGGACAUUCCUGGUGGUGUUUUGUGA